AUGCGCGCAGCCCACGGCGCCAGCUCAGAGGACCUUCCCCGCAUGCGCGAGAGCCCGGAUGCGGACCAAGUUGGCGGAAAGCGCGCGGUUGGACAGCAAUGGCGGUGCUCGGUGUUGCGACAAGUGGUGGUCAUUGGUUUUCGGCUUUGGCGGUUUGGUUUUUUGAUUCAUCUGAUUGUUUCGAAUAGCCAUUCCACAGAUUUUGAAGUACACCGAAACUGGCUUGCUAUCACUCACAGUUUGCCAAUGUCACAGUGGUAUUAUGAGGCAACUUCAGAGUGGACCUUGGAUUACCCCCCUUUUUUUGCAUGGUUUGAGUAUGCCCUGUCACAUGUUGCCAAAUACUUUGAUCAAGAGAUGCUGAAUAUCCAUAAUCUGAAUUAUUCCAGCUCAAAGACCUUACUUUUCCAGAGAUUUUCCGUCAUCUUUACAGACGCACUCUUUGUGUAUGCUGUGCAUGAGUGCUGUAAAUGCAUUGAUGGGAAAAAAGCAGCUAAAGAACUUACAGAGAAGCCAAAGUUUAUUCUGUCAGUAUUACUGCUGUGGAACUUUGGGUUGUUAAUUGUGGACCAUAUCCAUUUCCAGUACAAUGGUUUUUUAUUUGGAUUAAUGCUACUCUCCAUUGCUCGAUUAUUUCAGAAAAGGCAUAUGGAAGGAGCAUUUCUCUUUGCUGUUCUCCUACAUUUCAAGCACAUUUACCUCUAUGUAGCACCAGCGUAUGGUAUAUAUCUGCUACGAUCUUACUGCUUCACUGCAAAUAAAGCAGACGGGUCUGUCCGAUGGAACAGUUUCAGCUUUGUCCGCCUUAUUUCCCUGGGACUGAUUGUUUUUCUCGUUUCUGCUCUUUCGUUGGGUCCUUUCCUAGCCUUGAACCAACUGCCUCAAGUCUUUUCCAGACUCUUCCCUUUCAAGCGGGGCCUCUGCCAUGCAUAUUGGGCUCCAAACUUCUGGGCUUUAUACAAUACUUUGGACAAAGUGCUGUCUGUCAUCGGUUUGAAGUUGAAACUUCUUGAUCCCAACAAGAUUCCUAAGGCAUCAAUGACAAGUGGUUUGGUUCAGCAGUUCCAACACAUAGUCCUUCCCUCAGUGACUCCCUUGGCCACCCUCAUCUGCACUCUGAUUGCCAUAUUGCCUUCUAUUUUCUGUCUUUGGUUUAAACCCCAAGGGCCCAGAGGCUUUCUCCGAUGUCUGAUCCUUUGUGCCUUGAGCUCCUUCAUGUUUGGGUGGCACGUCCAUGAGAAAGCCAUACUCCUAGCAAUUCUCCCAAUGAGCCUUCUGUCUGUGGGAAAUGCAGGAGAUGCUUCGAUUUUUCUGAUUCUGACCACAACAGGACAUUAUUCCCUCUUUCCUCUGCUCUUCACUGCACCAGAAUUUCCCAUUAAAAUCUUACUCAUGUUAUUGUUUACCAUCUACAGUAUCUCCUCAUUGAAGACUCUAUUCAGGAAAGAAAAACCUCUUUUUAAUUGGAUGGAAACUUUCUACCUCCUUGGCCUGGGGCCUCUGGAAGUCUUCUGUGAAUUUGUAUUCCAUUUCACCUCCUGGAAGCUGAAGUACUCCUUUCUCCCUUUGUUACUGACCUCAGCGUAUUGUGCAGUGGGCAUCACAUAUGCUUGGUUCAAACUGUAUGUUUCAGUAUUGACUGACCCUCCUGCUGGCAAGACAAAGAAGCAAUAAAUAAAGGAACUGCUUGGAUGUAUUCCAAGCAAUUAUUUCAUGGGAAAUUAAUCAGAACUUGAAGAAAGUUGCUGGUGGCAUGAACCAUUCAGUAGAUCUGUUUGACAACCAUUCUUCCAGACUUGGCCUUGCCCAGCCUAGCAACCUGGUUGUCACCAUGGUGAGAAGCCACUUGUCCUCCAUAAGCAGUGAAACACAUCUGAAACACUUCUUGCCCUCCCCUGUUAAAAUUGUCAGGUCAUUCAGACUGCUGUGUUUGCUCCAGACAAGCAGGGAGUCUGAUCAACACCAUGAUUAGUUGUACCCU
Molecule: messenger RNA, 1981 nt
Organism: Molossus molossus (Pallas's mastiff bat)
Lineage: Eukaryota; Metazoa; Chordata; Mammalia; Chiroptera; Molossidae
Gene: ALG8
Product: ALG8 alpha-1,3-glucosyltransferase
Exons: 14
Coding region: 1-1674 (557 amino acids)
Biological process (GO): protein N-linked glycosylation
Cellular component (GO): endoplasmic reticulum membrane
Molecular function (GO): dolichyl pyrophosphate Glc1Man9GlcNAc2 alpha-1,3-glucosyltransferase activity
Source: RefSeq, a predicted model, not a curated record